AUGGUUGGUGGACUACCCAAUUCCAAACUCUGGAACAUAGAGUACAACGACUUGGUGUUCAAAGAAGUUAUAGGCAAGGGUAACUUUGGCAAUGUGUAUAGAGGAUCAUAUCUUGGUGUAGAGGUGGCCAUCAAACAGAUUCCAUCCUUUGACGACCCAGACUAUUGCAAAUAUACAGAGCGCGAGGUCAAGGCACUGCGAUACAUCAGACAUCCACAGGUGGUACACUUCUUUGGUGCCUGUCACCAUACAACAGGAUUCUAUCUGAUCACAGAGUUUGUGGAUGGUCCCGACGUUAGACAAUUUGUCAAGUGCACCAUCAAGCCACCCAGAUGGACACAACGUGUAUCACUAGCGUUGUCCGUGGCACAGACCUGCUUCUUCCUGCACUCCAAGAAUAUAAUACAUCGUGAUCUCAAGACAAAGAACGUUCUGAUGACCAGAGGCGGUGCAGCAAGUCUGCUCAAUAGCACAGACCACUUCAAGACCAAGUUGUGUGACUUUGGUUUCGCACGUGUUGGUUCACAGUACUCGACAGGAUGUGACAGCAGCAGCAGUGACGACGACUCUCAGUCCGACGUUGAUGAUGAUCUCUACGACACCAAUGGAAAUGGCACCAAAGCAUCUGGACGUCUCAGGAGGAUGAGCAUCUGUGGAACACCGAGCUUCAUGGCACCAGAAAUCCUGCUACAGAAGAAGUAUGACUGGAGCGUCGAUGUCUUCUCCUAUGGUGUCAUUCUGGCCGAGCUCAUCACAUUCAAGCGACCGGGCAAGGACUUUUGGGUGCGCAACUCUACCAAUGGUUUCGAUAUCAACGUGGAGGAGCUGAAGGAGAACAUCGCCAUUCCAAACGAUUGUCCUACUGUAUUCUAUGACCUUUGUAUCAAGUGUUGCCAGUACGAGCCAAGCCAACGACCAAAGUUCUCAGACAUCAUACACAUCCUGGAGGCCUUGAUGCAAACUCUAGAGACAGAGAACGGCGCGACUUCCCCUCUGGUAAAUGGUGGUGGCAACUUGUCCAACAGUAACAGCGGUUCACUACCAGUUGGUGCUGAUCUCACAGUCAGUGACACAUCCAUUCCCAACAUCUAUCCAAUCACUGUGUUCAAGGAUCGCAAAAGACAGACAUUGGGUACUAUUGCCAACAGACUGACUAGCAACAGGAAGCAGUCCAAUGCCGCCAGCACAGCAACAACAACACUUGGACAACAACAUCAACAGCAAACAGAGCGAGAGGGUGUACUCAAACUACCCAUCCACCAGUACUCCAAUGGUUGGAAGGAGUUUGGUGUGGAUGGCUUUGCCAAAGUCUGGAUAGUCUAUCAUUCAAAUAUGAUUAGAAUCCAUGAUCGUAAAUCUAAACAUAACCUUACACAGUUGAUAGAGGUGACACCUGCCAGAGUGAUAAAGAUAUCAAAGAACUCAAUGACCAUUGCAUUCUCUGAUCCAAACAUUGCCAAUGGAACACCGAUCAUCAAUGUCAAACCAUACUAUGAGACCUAUCCACAUGUGCAGUACAUUGUCACCAAUGAGAUGAAGCGAUCAGCAUCAAUACUCACCAACGGUCUGUGUCUGUCCUACGAUGACAAGAUUUUCUGGAAGGACAACAAUGAGCUCGUUGUCAGACUUCAGUCGUACGCAAGACGAUGGCUGCAUCGAACCCGCUACAAUCGCUUCAAGAGCAGUUGGAGCACACCGAGCACUCGUGCAAUGUCUGCUCAGGAGCUACAUGGUCAACAGAAGCAAUGGAUUGGUUUGGUUGACCAGCUGAUCACAUCGGAGCACGACUACAGACGUCAGUUGGACUACAUCCUCAAGAGCUAUCUGGCGCCACUGCAGUCAAAGUUCCGCAUCAACAAGCCACUGCUCAACUACAAGGAGAUCGCCUCUAUCUUUUCCAACAUCGAGACAAUCUAUGAUCUCCACACUGUAUUCAUAUCGACACUCAAGUUCUUCUCGACACUGGCACCAUUCUACACAACAGCUGCCUCUGAUGAGACCAGGAGCAACAACGCCAAGAUCACCUCGUCCAACAAGGACAACACCGUCUAUCAAUACCAGACGAUAUCACAGUUCUUUAUCAAGAACUUCAACCAGAUGAAGAACAUCUAUGGCAAAUACAUGUACAACUUCAAGUAUGCGAUGAACACUCUGUCAUGGUGCCGUCUGAAUCCAGACUUUGCCUCUUUCACCAAGCAUGCCAACGUGUCUGGUGAAGACGAGUUUGAUUUGGCUCCUCUGCUCUCUCUGCCAAUCAAUAGGAUCCAAAAGUACCAGCUGCUGUUUGAGAACCUGACCAAGUGCACUCCCCUGGAUCACCCCGAGAACAAACACAUUGCCGCUGCCUUCUCAUUGAUCAAGGAGAUAUCCAGCUUCCUACAGAAUCAACUGGAGAUGUCAGUCAACUACAGCAGCAUCAUGUCAAUCGAAACGAUGUUGCUCGAUGAUGGCAAGGGACGACAGUCACUCAUGCAGAGUGGACGUUGGUUUGUCAAGCAGGGCGCACUGGAGGAGACUUCAAGCAAGCAAAAGUACUACAUCUACUUGCUGUCGGACCUGUGUCUUAUCACAAAACCAUUCAAGUCCAAGAGCUCACAGGACUCUGCCAACAACCAGAAGUACUACUACCGAGAGAAGUUCUGUGUCCACCUCAAGGACCCAGAGGUGUCGAUGAAGUUCAAUCCAGAUGUCGUGAAUGGUGUGAUUCUCAACAUGGGCCUUCUUACAGGCAACAAGUGCUACAGAUUCGUUGCAGCAAGCGAGGAGGAGGCCAACGAAUGGGUUGGAGAGUUUGAGAGAACAAUCUCAAACUGUAGCAAGGCAUCAACUCUGACCACACCAGGAACAGAGGAACCAUUGAAGUAUGGUUCACAGGUGGUUGGUAGUGGACCAAACAACAACAACGACAACGUAAUGGAUGUUAACUCGAAUGGACAUCACACAGAGACGUUCAAAGAACCAUUGGCCGAGAAGGAGAAAGGUUUCAUCAAGAGACUUCGACAAAAGAGCGUCUCUUCUGGCUCCCCCGACAGGAGAGAAUCUCUUGCGAUUCCACCAACACCUUCCACACCAAUUGUGUUGUCUUCAUCGGCGUCCAACACACCUACACUCACUUCAGCCAACAACAGCGAGAAGAAGAAGUUCUCCACUUUUGUCAUGAAGAAGUUCAAGAGAUUGAGUGUCAACUUCUCAGCCGUCAACGAUAAAUCAAAGGGAAGAGAAGACAGCGUUGAUUAG
Acytostelium subglobosum LB1 is the source of this 3237-nucleotide messenger RNA. RefSeq lists its product as hypothetical. Gene Ontology annotation, biological process: protein phosphorylation. Gene Ontology annotation, molecular function: ATP binding; guanyl-nucleotide exchange factor activity; protein kinase activity. The transcript has 2 exons. The record is from RefSeq and is a predicted model, not a curated record. Lineage: Eukaryota; Evosea; Eumycetozoa; Acytosteliales; Acytosteliaceae. The coding region runs from base 1 to 3237 and encodes 1078 amino acids.